CACAACAGGAACAGUCUACUCAGAUUUGGGUGACGUUUUAAACAACCAUGUGCUCACACGCACAAUAGCAAAUGGCGGAACACAUGGAGACCACACAGACAAGUUUAGACACGGCCGGUUCAACCAAAACUCCAAAUGGAAAUGUUGCACCGGAGGAGAUGACGUCAAAAGAUUAUUAUUUUGAUUCCUAUGCACAUUUUGGCAUCCAUGAGGAAAUGUUGAAAGAUGAAGUAAGAACUUUGACAUACAGAAACUCCAUGAUCCACAACAAACAUUUGUUCCGUGGAAAAGUAGUACUGGAUGUAGGCUGUGGAACUGGAAUACUCUGUAUGUUUGCAGCUAAAGCAGGGGCUUCAAAGGUCAUUGGUAUUGAAUGCUCUGGUAUUAUAGAGUAUGCACAGAAAAUUGUUGAUGCUAACAAGUUUUCUGAUGUGGUAACUCUGAUCAAAGGAAAGGUAGAAGAGGUGUCAUUACCUGAUGGUAUAGAGAAAGUAGACAUCAUAAUCAGUGAAUGGAUGGGGUAUUGUCUUUUCUAUGAAUCUAUGUUAAACACUGUCAUCUUUGCCAGGGACAAAUGGCUGACACCUGGUGGAUUGAUCUUCCCGGACAGAGCAACUAUGUACGUAACUGCAAUAGAAGACAGACAAUAUAAGGAUACUAAAAUUAACUGGUGGGACAACGUAUAUGGCUUUGAUAUGAGUUGUAUCAGAAAGACUGCCAUUGCCGAACCUUUGGUUGAUGUAGUUGACCCUAAUAUGGUUGUUACCAAUGCCUGUCUGGUCAAGGAGGUUGACAUAUAUACAGUACAAUUAGAUGACCUGUCAUUUACAGCUCCUUUUCACCUUCAGUGCCGUAGAAGUGAUUAUAUUCAUGCUCUUGUCACAUAUUUCAACAUUGAAUUUACGAAAUGUCACAAACGAACUGGCUUCUCAACAGCACCAGAAGCACCAUAUACCCAUUGGAAACAGACAGUAUUUUAUUUUGACCAGUUAGAUCUGACAGUUAAGAAAGGAGAAGAAUUAUAUGGAACUUUAAGUGUGAAACCGAAUAAAAAUAACGUGAGAGAUCUUGAUUUUGAAAUAGAUGUUGACUUCAAGGGAGAAAUCUCAGCAAUGAAGGAGUCAAUGGUCUAUAAAAUGAGAUAAACAGUAUGAAGUGAACCUACGGCUGAUAAAAUCAUGGCCGUGCCGAACUCUGCGUGGUCCCUUUGUGUUCUUGUUGAGCAGGAACAAAAGUUACUGGAAUGUGUGUUUGAACAUCAAUACAAAGAGCCAGAUCACCAGCUCAACUGUAGAAACAAAAACUAGAAUAUUUUUAAUAUUGUAUACUCUUAAUUUUUUUUACAUCAACAGUUCUUGUUUUAUGAAACAAUGAAAAAGCUAUGAAAAAAAAAUUAUUUUAUCUUUUAUGUCAGCACUGAAAUAAUAUAUUUUGCUUGUGUAUGGAUUUUCUUGUAAAUGUAUGUAUAACUUUCAAAGGUUGUGUUAGAAGACAAAGCGCUCUUAUUUUGUGAAUAUCAUGAUCGAAAUUAACCAGUUGGUUGCAUAUAUGUCAGUCCAAGAGUCCAAACAAGGAGUUGCUUUGAAUUCGCUCUAAAGACCAGUUAAAAUUUCUUGCCUUCCUGUUCAAAAGGGUGAUUGCUGACAAUUUUUUUCUGACCCUAAACUUAUUUACUGGUCUUGAAGGGCACUUAUUGGAACCUGUCAGUCAGUUGUAUUGAAACUUCACAGUGUUGCGUUAUAUAUUAAAUGAAUAUUAUGAGUUAUGCAAGAAAUUCCUGAAUUUGAUCUGGAAGUAAAAGGAGAUGUGACAGGGGUUUGUGAUAAAAACAGUCAUUCAGGAGUUCAUGUUUUGGAUCCCCUGUUCAACAUUAUUUUGAUUCAGUGCAUAUACUUAAAUGACAUGACAUUAAAAUGACAAUGACUUCACAGUAUGUAUGUACUGUAGUAUUGAAAAUAGUACCGUAACUGUGUUAUAUAAUCAUACUUGUUUAUUUACUUAGUUUGAAUAUGUCAGUAUUUGUGUUAUAUCUUUGAACAAAUUGCAUGUACAUGUACUAGAGAAAUCCCGAGUGUAUUGGUAGCAGAUUGAAGGAAAGGAACUGGGUUAUUGAUGUGCCAAUGUAGAUCUGUAUCAUUAUAUAUAUAUUAUGAUAUUUGCUUUAGUUUAAACAUAAAUGUGAGUAGUUUUUUUAAAUACCUUUUGUCAGGAAACACUCUGCAAUAUGGAAAUCUCUGACCAACAACCAUUGAUCCUGAUGAUCUUCAAAAUUCGGGUAAUGAUUUAAAGCUCACUGCUAAAUUGAUUUUGUCAGUUCCUUGCAGUGAAAAACCUGCAAAGUAUAACCAUAUAGGUAAAAUUGAUACAUUUUACCUGUUGUAACAUUUUUAGAUGUAUUUUGUGAAUCAGGCUUCAAUCGUAACCUAAUUUUUGACCUGGCACUCAAUUCAUUGCUUCUACAUUAUAUCAUUGUCAUUUCACAAUUAUCAAUUUCAUAUAUCAUGUCUCUAUAAGCAAAUGAAUUAAAAAUUACAAAAGCUU
Molecule: messenger RNA, 2541 nt
Organism: Mytilus californianus (California mussel)
Lineage: Eukaryota; Metazoa; Mollusca; Bivalvia; Mytilida; Mytilidae
Product: protein arginine N-methyltransferase 1-like
Exons: 10
Coding region: 72-1145 (357 amino acids)
Biological process (GO): peptidyl-arginine methylation
Cellular component (GO): nucleus
Molecular function (GO): protein-arginine N-methyltransferase activity
Source: RefSeq, a predicted model, not a curated record